CCAGUGGCGCCCGCCCUCCCUCUGAUCAUGUUGACAUAUUCACAGGACAGGCAGUAGUACCGAUGCGGCGCAGCGACGUUACAGUUUCCGACACCUUCUUUUUAUAACUCGGCUCUAUCCCUCCCAGCACUCGACCUGUGAAAACCACGCCUAUGCAGCAACACAAUUGGUCCGAAAGCGUCAAAGAGCCAAUCAAGAGGCCCCCGGCUCCCCGCGGCCCAGAGCAGAGCCCGACCUUCUAGAGCCGCCGAGCAGACGCCCGGGGAAUUCUAGAGGCGGUGGAGGGUGGCGAGGAGCUCUCGCCGGCUGGCUCGCUCCCUCCCUCUCCUCGCGCUCCCUCUCCCACUCCGUCCCUCUCUUUCUCUCUUUCUCUCUCCCUCCUUUUUCCUCGCCCCCCCCCCUCCCUCCAGACUCCCUACCCUGUGCGUCUGGACGCAGAUUUAGGAAGCGAAUUCGCUCACGUUUUAGGACACGGAAGACGGCAGGCGCGGGAGCAGAGCACGGCCAGAUUCGGAUUGAAACCCGGACACCCUCCGGAGGCUCGGCUCGGAGCGGAGGAAGGAGGAGGAGGAGGAGGCGGACGGAAGCCAGUGUGCAGUUCAAGUUUUGAUAGCGCUGCUAGGAGAGGGCUUAAAUCAGAGAUUUUUUUCUUUCUUUUUUUUUUUUUUUUUAAGGAGAGAGACUUUUUCCGCUGUCUCGCCGGCGGUGCAAGCCGGGUCGAGCGCAACUGCAGGCGCCUCCUGCGAGGAAGGGAGAGGAACAGAGAUAGGAGGGCGGGGGACGAAGGAGGAGAAGAAAAGGGAAAAAGUCUCCUAGGAGCACCGUUCGCGUUUGCAACAAAGAACUGGGGGCUGGGGCGCGCGGUCCCUGGGACCCAGGGCUGCGUGUCCGUUUGGAGCUGAGCAGCGGGGCUCGGGCGCGAGGCGUCAGCCUGCUCGCUCCUCUCGCCUCCGAAACCGACUUGCAGGGGCGGCUUUCUAAACACGCCUGACGCCAGGACAGUCACCCCGCGACCAUGUCUCCCGAUCGCUCGCCUUGCCCCCUUUAAAAGCGGCGUUCUCCUCCCCCAAAGACACUUGAGACACUGAACACCCUCCCUUCGAGGUGCUUUGGUUGCGAUUUUUUUUUCUUUUCGCCUAUUUUUUAAAAACUAUGCGCUGCUGUUAAUCAAAACAAAACAGCAGCUGCGGACUCGUGCCCGCGGAAGCCCAGCGCCCCGCCCGGAGUGGAGGAAUCUCUCCAUGAGAGAUCCGGUCAUUCCUGGGACAAGCAUGGCCUACCAUCCGUUCCUACCUCACCGGGCGCCGGACUUCGCCAUGAGCGCGGUGCUGGGGCACCAGCCGCCCUUCUUCCCCGCGCUGACUCUGCCUCCCAACGGCGCCGCGGCGCUCUCGCUGCCCGGCGCUCUGGCCAAGCCGAUCAUGGAUCAGUUGGUGGGGGCGGCCGAGACCGGCAUCCCUUUCUCGUCCCUGGGGCCCCAGGCGCAUCUGAGGCCUCUGAAGACCAUGGAGCCCGAAGAAGAGGUGGAGGAUGACCCCAAGGUGCACCUCGAGGCGAAGGAACUUUGGGAUCAGUUCCACAAGCGGGGCACGGAGAUGGUCAUCACCAAGUCGGGAAGGCGAAUGUUUCCGCCAUUUAAAGUAAGAUGUUCUGGGCUGGAUAAAAAAGCCAAGUAUAUUUUGUUGAUGGACAUUAUAGCUGCCGAUGACUGUCGGUAUAAAUUUCACAAUUCCCGGUGGAUGGUGGCGGGUAAGGCUGACCCUGAAAUGCCAAAGAGAAUGUAUAUUCACCCGGACAGCCCGGCUACCGGGGAACAGUGGAUGUCCAAAGUUGUCACUUUCCACAAACUGAAACUCACCAACAACAUUUCGGACAAGCAUGGAUUUACUUUGGCCUUCCCAAGCGAUCACGCAGCGUGGCAGGGGAAUUAUAGUUUUGGUACUCAGACUAUACUCAACUCCAUGCACAAAUACCAGCCCCGAUUUCAUAUCGUGAGAGCCAAUGACAUCCUGAAACUUCCGUAUAGUACAUUUCGGACGUACUUGUUCCCCGAAACCGAGUUCAUCGCUGUGACAGCAUACCAGAAUGACAAGAUAACCCAGUUAAAAAUAGACAACAACCCCUUUGCGAAAGGAUUCCGGGACACUGGAAAUGGCAGGAGAGAGAAAAGGAAACAGCUCACCCUCCAGUCCAUGAGGGUGUAUGAGGACCGACACAAAAAGGACACGGGCACCUCGGACGAGUCCUCCAGCGAGCAGGCAGCCUUCAGCUGCUUUGCUCAGUCCUCCUCCCCGGCUGUCUCCACUGUUGGCACCUCCAACCUCAAAGAUCUGUGUCCCAGCGAGGGUGAGAGCGACGCUGAGGCCGAGAGCAAAGAGGAACACGGCCCGGAGGCCUGCGACGCGGCCAAGAUCUCCACCACCACGUCGGAGGAGCCGAGCCGCGACAAGGGCAGCCCCGCGGCCAAGGCGCACCUCUUCGCGGCUGAGCCCGGCGGCCGGCCCCGGGACAGCGGGCGGCUGGACAAGGCGUCGCCCGACUCGCGCCACAGCCCGGCCACCAUCUCGUCCAGCACCCGCGGCCUGGGCGCGGAGGAGCGCCGGAGCCCGGGCCGGGAGGGCGCCGCCACGUCCAAGGCCGAGGAGGCGCGCGCGCUGCCGGCCAAGGAGGCCUUCGCGCCGCUCACGGUGCAGACGGACGCGGCCACCGCGCACCUGGGCCAGGGCCCCCUGCCCGGCCUCGGCUUCGCCCCCGGCCUGGCGGGCCAGCAGUUCUUCAACGGGCACCCGCUCUUCCUGCACCCCAGCCAGUUCGCCAUGGGGGGCGCCUUCUCCAGCAUGGCCGCGGGCAUGGGACCCCUGCUGGCCACCGUGUCCGGGGCCUCCACCGGCGUGUCGGGCCUGGAUUCCACGGCCAUGGCCUCCGCCGCGGCGCAGGGACUGUCGGGGGCGUCUGCGGCCACCCUGCCCUUCCACCUCCAGCAGCACGUCCUGGCCUCUCAGGGCCUGGCCAUGUCGCCUUUCGGAAGCCUGUUCCCCUACCCCUACACGUACAUGGCCGCCGCGGCCGCCGCCUCCUCCGCCGCGGCCUCCAGCUCCGUGCACCGCCACCCCUUCCUCAACCUGAACACCAUGCGCCCGCGCCUGCGCUACAGCCCCUACUCCAUCCCCGUGCCGGUGCCCGACGGCAGCAGCCUGCUCACCACUGCCCUGCCGUCCAUGGCCGCGGCCGCGGGGCCCCUGGACGCCAAAGCCGCCGCGCUGGCCGCCAGCCCGGCCUCGGUGGCCGUGGACUCGGGCUCGGAACUCAACAGCCGCUCCUCCACCCUCUCCUCCAGCUCCGUGUCCUUGUCGCCCAAACUCUGCCCCGAGAAAGAGGCGGCCACCAGCGAACUGCAGAGCAUCCAGCGGCUGGUCAGCGGCCUGGAGGCCAAGCCCGACAGGUCCCGCAGCGCGUCCCCGUAGGCCCCUCCCCAGCAAAGACUCUUCAUUCCAGUCCCGUCCCGUCCCGUCUGCAGUGCACUUUGUGGGAUGUAAACUGAACCCCGGCGCGGGCGCGCGCGCGGGCGGUGGGGUUGGCCCCGGCUUUGUGCGGUCCUGCCUGGGAAGGGGUGCCUGGCUCCCGGAGAGAAUGUGCUAGAAACAAGCCCUGUCUCCUUGGCGUGGUUUAUAUAUCCGGGACCUGGUGCAGGUCCUGGGGGCUGAGAACCGUCUGUUGCACGGAGCCGGUGGGGGUGGGAGUUAAAACUGGUUUGUCCAGAGCACCUCCCGGAGGCUGGUCUGGGUGGGGGCCUGGGCCCGAAAGGUAGCCAGGCCCGAGGGGUGGGGGGCGGGGAGGGUGUUGAAAAGUUUCUCUCCCAGUGCAGAUUUUAUAUAUUUUUUUCCUUCACCGUGUCCAGUGGAAACAAAAACAAGUAAAAUUAAAAAAAAAUAUAUAUAUAUAUAUAUAUAUAUAUACCGGGGGCAAAUGAGUACAUUAACAUGAUUUCUGUUUGUGAAAGAUGAAAACUUUUUAGUGACUUGCCUAUCCGUUCUCAAUAAAUGGCUAAGCAGCAUUGUUUCGGGGUGGGGGUGGGGAGCCCCAGCCCACCAUGUUUAGUCUCUUAAGAUAAUCUGUGUCUUUUUUCAUAUUGUGAUGUUUUAAGAGCCACUGUAGGCCUCUUCUUGCAUGUCCCACAGCCAUAUACUUGUGGUUUUUCCUUUUGAAUGCUUGCUUUUAGAGGGGAAAGAACAUGGUCCCACACCCCCUCCCCAGCUCUCGUUGGCGGCCGAUUGAAAGGGAAGGGGGUGGGAAGACACACGAAAACAUGAGUUUAUUUUCUCUGAGCUCCAUAGCAGGAUUCCUGCCUGCCUGUCUCUCUCUCUCUCUCUGGCGGUUCUUUCUCUUUCCUGUAUAUGCAAUAACAAGGUUUAAAAAAAAAAAUAAUAAAGAAGAAGCGAGACUAUUAGCAAAGUAUUUAUGUAAUUAUUUGAUAACUCUUGUAAAUAGAUGGAAUAUGAAUGCUCGGAAAAUUAAACUUUAAUUUAUUGACAUUGUACAUAGCUCUGUAAAUAGGAUCCGCAGCUGUCCAGGUUUGUGUGGAUUCCCUGCAGGCGGUUUUAUUUCAAGGUCACAGGAUCGCUUUUGGAACUAGGAAACACUUUCUGCACCAACACCAACCACUUUCUAAAUGGUUGUGCGCAAAAAAAAAAAAAAAAAAAAAAAUCUUAAUGUCCAAGAGUGAGAGAAAGUGUUAUUGCCUGUUUUACCCAGAAUUGGGGAGGUGGUGGUGCCACUUCCCAGUUCCACCUUAAAUUCCUUAAAAUGUAACACCCCACCUUGUGGUUCUGAGGUUGCUUGGGGGGGGAGGGGGGCCUCGGGGUGGGGGUUGCCGAGGCUGCGGCUUGACUUCCUAAUUUUUCUCUUGUAUUUGUAUCUGCUAGUCUCUGAUAUUGUCCAAACGCAGUGGAAUUGACUACUGUCUUCACUAUUGUUUUGCAUUGGUGCCUUUAGAGAGAUCUAUUCACAGUUCAAAAGUCAGGUGCUGAGAUGGUUUAAAAGACAAAAGCUCAUGAAGGUAUAUUUUGUGUUAUAAUCGAUGAGUUCUUUGGUUUUCUGUAUCAUCCCUCCCCCUCGAAAACGUCAUUGAAAUUUCAAUAAAUUUUUAUUGAAAUGUC
Myotis myotis is the source of this 5156-nucleotide messenger RNA. RefSeq names its product T-box transcription factor 3 (gene TBX3). Gene Ontology annotation, molecular function: RNA polymerase II cis-regulatory region sequence-specific DNA binding; DNA-binding transcription factor activity, RNA polymerase II-specific. Gene Ontology annotation, cellular component: nucleus. Lineage: Eukaryota; Metazoa; Chordata; Mammalia; Chiroptera; Vespertilionidae. Gene Ontology annotation, biological process: cardiac chamber development; heart looping; central nervous system development. The record is from RefSeq and is a predicted model, not a curated record. The transcript is spliced from 8 exons. Bases 1242 to 3464 code for a protein of 740 amino acids.